AAGAUGGCAGGCCGCCGCAUAGCCCUGAAGGCCAUCGACUGGGUGGCGUUUGCUGAGCGUGUUCCCCCAAACCAGAAGGGCAUGUUCAAUGCCCUGAAGACCCGCACUGACGCCAUCUCCGCUAAACUGGCUUCCCUGCCGGAGUCUCCCGUUGCCAUUGACUGGAGCUUUUACAAGACUGCUGUGGCCAAAGCUGGAAUGGUUGAUGAGUUUGAGAAGAAGUUCAAAGCACUGCAGAUCCCCCAACCAGUUGAUACGCAGACAACUGCCAUCAACGCUCAGGAGGUAGAAGCUGACAAAGACGCCCAAGCUUAUGUGGAAGCGUCAAAAGCUCGUAUUGCCCAGUAUGAAGAAGAGUUGAAUAAGUUUAGGAAUAUGAUUCCUUUCGACCAGAUGACCAUUGAAGAUUACAACAACACCUUCCCUGAGACCAAGCUGGACAAGGUCAAAUAUCCGUAUUGGCCACACAAGCCUAUUUCUGAAUUGUAA
This is a messenger RNA of Nerophis lumbriciformis (worm pipefish), 489 nucleotides long. Lineage: Eukaryota; Metazoa; Chordata; Actinopteri; Syngnathiformes; Syngnathidae. The record is from RefSeq and is a predicted model, not a curated record.